Molecule: messenger RNA, 816 nt
Organism: Macrosiphum euphorbiae (potato aphid)
Lineage: Eukaryota; Metazoa; Arthropoda; Insecta; Hemiptera; Aphididae
Source: the annotation of a GenBank genome assembly
AUGUAUAAACCGGAAACUAGUUAUGAAGAAUUUUUGAAGUCAGAACAAGAAAAAUAUCCUGAAUUAAAUUUAAAAGACAUCGAAGCGCUAAAAGAGCGGCUGAAAGAAAAUAUUGAUUUACCCCCUAUACGAGACAAAUUAAUCGUCAUGUUCCUCCACAGUAGUUACUUCGAUGUGGACGUGGCGUACAAGACAAUCGUUGCUAAUUGCAAGUACCGUAAAGAACUGCCACAAGUUUUUGAAAAUUACGAUCCAUCGGAUGAAGAGAUGAAACAGGUAUUCGACAGCAUGAGCAUUUCGAUAGUGUCAAAUCCAAGUACCGGCAAACAAGAGCGCAUCCUUUACACAAACUUCAAAAACACCGACCCUCGAGAAUACGACUACGUGCGUUGUGUUAGAUACUUUUUUAUGAUGUUGGAAUAUCUAAUGGCUACAAGCGGCACAUUUGACGGGCUGGUAUUAACAAUGAACAGCAAAGGUGUAUGCUGGCGGCAUGUCACCAAGACGCCGAUGAAUACAAUGAAAAAAUUACUCGGAUUCGUACAAGAAGCAUUGCCAGUGCGACUUAAGGAAGUGCAUGUUUUAAAUGCUGGAAAUAUAAUUAGUAUGCUGUUUAACAUAAUAAGACCGUUUAUGAGGAAUGGUCUUAUGGACCUGUUGACAGUAUUUCCAGAGGGUUCGACAGAAAUUUUUGAUCGCGUACCCAUCGAUAUAAUGCCCCAAGAAAUGGGAGGCAGUGGAAAAUCACAUUAUGAAUAUUGCGAAGAAACGUACAAUCAAAUGGUCUCUGCUCGUGAUUAUAUUUUGUCUCUAUAA